Messenger RNA from Microtus ochrogaster (prairie vole), 1044 nucleotides. RefSeq names its product zinc finger protein 431-like. Gene Ontology annotation, biological process: regulation of DNA-templated transcription. Lineage: Eukaryota; Metazoa; Chordata; Mammalia; Rodentia; Cricetidae. Bases 1 to 1044 code for a protein of 347 amino acids. The transcript has 4 exons. The record is from RefSeq and is a predicted model, not a curated record.
AUGCUGGAGACAUACAGGAACCUCACUGCUAUUGGCUAUAGCUGGGAAGACCAUAAUUUUGAGGAGCAUUGUCAAAAUGCUAGAAAACAUGGAAGGAAUGAAAGAAACCAUAAUGGAGAGAAAUCCUCUGAAUAUACUCAAUGUGAUAAAGCCUUUGCAUGUUGCAAUCAUCUUCAAAGCCAUGAAAAAAUUCAUUCUACAGAGAAGUCAUACGAUGUUAUUCAAUAUGAUGAAGGCUUUGCAGGUACCAGUUGUCUCCAAAUACUUAGAAGAACACAAGCUGCAGAGAAACCCUAUGAAUGUAAUCAAUGUGAUAAAGCCUUUUCACAGAACAUUAAUCUUCGAGUACAUCACAGUACACAUACUGGAGAGAAAUCUUAUCAAUGUAAUCAAUGUGAUAAAGCUUUUUCAAAACACUCUAAACUCCAAAUACAUGAAAGAACACAUACUAAAGAGAAUCCGUAUGAAUGUAAUGAAUGCGGUAAAGUCUUUGCACAUCAAUAUAGUCUCCAACUUCACAAAAGAAGACAUACUGGAGAAAAAACCUCCACGUGUAAUCAAUGUGGUAAAGUCUUUUUACAACUCAGUAGUCUUCGAGUACAUCAGAGAACACAUACUGGAGAGAAACCCUAUACAUGUAAUCAAUGUGGUAAAGCCUUUUCACAGAACAGUAAUCUUCGAGUACAUCAAAGGACACAUACUGGAGAGAAACCUUAUCAAUGUAAUCAAUGUGUUAAAGCUUUUGCGAGUCAUGGUGAGCUUCACAGACAUAAAAGAAGACAUACUGGAGAGAAGCCAUUUGAAUGUAAUCAAUGUGAUAAAGCUUUCUGGGAGCACUCUAAACUCCGAAUACACAUAAGAACACACACUGGAGAGAAACCCUAUGAAUGUAAUCAAUGUGAUAAGGCCUUUUCACAUCUCAGUAGUCUAAAAACACAUAAAAGAACACAUACUGGGGACAAACCUUAUGAAUGUAAUCAAUGUAGUAAAGCCUUUGCAUGUCAUAGAAGUGUACAACUCCAUCAAAGAACAUAUGCUGAAUAG